This is a messenger RNA of Xyrauchen texanus (razorback sucker), 1448 nucleotides long. It is a transcript of the gene arl3b, whose product is annotated as ADP ribosylation factor like GTPase 3b. The record is from RefSeq and is a predicted model, not a curated record. Lineage: Eukaryota; Metazoa; Chordata; Actinopteri; Cypriniformes; Catostomidae. The coding region runs from base 38 to 586 and encodes 182 amino acids. Gene Ontology annotation, molecular function: GTP binding; GTPase activity. Gene Ontology annotation, biological process: cilium assembly. The transcript is spliced from 6 exons. Gene Ontology annotation, cellular component: microtubule cytoskeleton; cytoplasm.
AAUCCUCAGCGGCGUCUCAGGGAGGCAGAAUUACAAGAUGGGCUUGCUAUCAAUUUUACGGAAACUGAAAAGCACCCCUGAUCAGGAGGUGCGAAUCUUGCUUCUCGGGUUGGACAAUGGUGGCAAGACCACCUUACUAAAGCAGCUGGCAUCUGAAGACAUCACUCAUAUUACUCCAACACAGGGGUUCAAUAUCAAGAGUGUCCAAUCGCAGGGAUUCAAAUUAAAUGUGUGGGACAUUGGUGGACAGCGAAAGAUCAGGCCCUACUGGAGGAAUUACUUCGAAAAUACGGAUGUACUGAUUUACGUCAUUGAUAGCGCAGACCGCAAAAGAUUUGAAGAAACAGGACAGGAACUGGCUGAGUUGCUUGAUGAAGAAAAGCUCAGUGGUGUUCCAGUCCUGGUCUUUGCUAAUAAACAAGACUUGCUCACUGCUGCCCCUGCAUCUGAGAUAGCCGAGGGUUUGAAUUUACACACUAUCAGGGACAGAGUGUGGCAGAUUCAGUCCUGUUCUGCCCUGACCGGAGAAGGAGUCCAGGAUGGCAUGAACUGGGUCUGUAAGAGUGUGAAUGCUAAAAGGAAAUAAAGCUGUGUACUUCAACUGUGGAUUUUGUCCCAGAACAUGCAGGGGUUCUUUGGAAUGUAAAAACUAUCAAUAGAUAUAGCAAAGGAAGGCACCUCUACAAAACUAUUAAAAUGAAUGUCCUUAAAGACCUAUCAAAAUCAUAUAAACUCUGCACAAGGAGCUCAAGUUAAUAUUUAUACACAGUAUCAUAUAACUUGUCUUUUAAACUCAAAAUAAAGAAUGUUAACAUUUUAGUCUUAGACUGGUGAUUUUGGAGAAUGGUGACAUGUUUUCUUUGGUACAUUUCAGAUCUUACGUAAUUCUGCCUUCAUUUCUUGACAUAUAUCACUCUUUUAUAAUGAAUGUUAUAGUUAUUGGACUUUGUGAGAUAUUUGUAGAACUGAAGUGAUCGCCUACACCAUUUCAUUCAUAGGCUUUCCCUCCAAAAUGAUAUAUUUCAAUUUGCUUAUAUAAAAUGAUUGUUAUCCCAUAUUGGGUGAUAUUUUUGAGUGUUUGUGUUUCUGAGAAUAUUUUUGUAAGUAACAAAAAUUAGGUAUCCAAGUCCAAUGUAUCAGAAACAAUAUGUACAAACGAAAGGGGACCAUUAACAGAUAAACAGGAUAUGAAAUGCAUUUUUGAUAAUGAAAUGUAAAUAAUGUUCCACAUAGCAAAUUAUUUUCUGCAUUUACUGAUGAAUUUUCCAAAUCCAGUAUUUUUAGAUUUCUUAGAGUUCUAUACUGUAAGAGGACUGUACAGCUGUGAUAUACAGUGAUGUGUACAAGAUGUCUGUUGUCAUCACAUUAAGAAUAUUACUGUAUUGUUUUUGAAUGUCAUGAUGUGUGUUUGAUUUCUGAAGCAUACUGAGUAAAAUACUGAAAAAUUA